This is a messenger RNA of Nerophis lumbriciformis (worm pipefish), 4801 nucleotides long. It is a transcript of the gene zeb2b, whose product is annotated as zinc finger E-box binding homeobox 2b. Gene Ontology annotation, molecular function: DNA-binding transcription factor activity, RNA polymerase II-specific; RNA polymerase II cis-regulatory region sequence-specific DNA binding. Gene Ontology annotation, biological process: anatomical structure development; regulation of transcription by RNA polymerase II. The record is from RefSeq and is a predicted model, not a curated record. NCBI's taxonomy places the organism in Eukaryota, Metazoa, Chordata, Actinopteri, Syngnathiformes, Syngnathidae.
GCAAGAUGGGGAGGGAGGGGGCACCAGGAGAGAGUAUUGGGGGUGGGAGGGAGGAAUUAAAAAUAAAAAAAAUAAUAAAAAAAAAAUAAGUUGAAGCCAGAAAGAUGCUCACGUUUUGGCGCCCCUCAAUUAUCCCCUCCCGUGAAGAUAGGUGGCGUGCGUUUCAGGGGGCUUCUCCGUGCGCACGGCAAAGAAAAGGAGGUGGAAAGAAAAAAAAAAAAAAAAAAAAAAAAAAUGUCAUUAGAAGAGGCGGAACACGUCAGUCCCGACCCAGGUUUGUUUCCUGGAGUGGGUGUAAGACAUCAGUUGUAAACCUGCCCGAGCAGGACGCGCGCAGCUCGCCCUCCCUCCCGCCCCGACCGUAGCAAGGCUUUUUUAUUUUUUAUUUCUAAGGCUUUUAUUAUCAUCACCGCUGGAGCGGCUCUCCGGUGUCGUCGGACCGGCGCUGUUGGCAGCAGGUUACCCAGAUUUUGGUUUCGGGUCCAUGCGAGUCGCCGUCUGAGCCCGCGCACGCACACUUCUCGAUGAGGCAGGAGAUGAUGGCGGAGGGGCCCCGGUGCAAGCGGCGAAAACAGGCCAACCCCAGGCGGAAGAACGCUCUUAACUACGAGAAUGUGGUGGAAACCGGCUCAGAGACGGAGGAGGAGGACAAACUGCAGGUGUCGGAGGAGGACCCGCUGAUCAAUGGCGCCGGUAGCCCGGCCAGCCUCGUCAACGCCGAGUCGUCGCCUCGCCCCGAGAGCCACAGGCUGCCUGCCAAGGAGGAGGAGGACGACGAGAUGCGGGACAGCGGCGUGGAGCACAUCUGGCCUGACAGUGACAUGCUGAGCGCCUCGGUGGAUGGUACCGAUGAAAUUAAAGACGAUUUCGACACGCUGGGGCCAGACACCACUCUGCAGGCAAUUGGAAACGGUACAGUCAAGAGCGUGGAUUGCACUUCAGAGUUUGAGGAUUUCUUCGUCAAGCGGAAGCUGGAUGUCAGCGACAGCCACGUGGUGAGCAUCGCCGAGUAUCUCCAGCGAGGAGAUACCGCCAUCAUCUACCCGGAAGCCCCGGAAGAGCUGUCACGCCUCGGGACGCCGGAGGCAGCGGGGCCGGAGGAGAACGACCUGCCACCUGGAACGCCAGAUGCCUUCGCCCAACUGUUGACCUGCCCCUACUGCGACCGGGGCUACAAGCGCUUGACAUCGCUGAAGGAGCACAUCAAGUAUCGCCACGAGAAGAACGAGGAGAACUUCGCCUGCCCGCUGUGCAACUACACCUUCGCGUACCGCACUCAGCUGGAGCGACAUAUGGCCACGCACAAGCCUGCGAGGGAUCAGCACCAACUGUUGAACCAAGCGGCUGGCAACCGCAAGUUCAAAUGCACCGAGUGUGGCAAAGCCUUCAAGUACAAGCACCACCUUAAGGAACACCUCCGCAUCCACAGUGGUGAAAAACCGUAUGAAUGCCCCAACUGCAAAAAGCGUUUCUCGCACUCUGGAUCCUACAGUUCGCACAUCAGCAGCAAAAAGUGCAUUGGCCUGAUCGCUGUCAACGGCAGGAUGCGUGGCAACAUGAAGACCGGCUCCUACCCCACCUCAGCAUCCUCCUCCCCCACAAACACUGCCAUCACUCAGCUACGGCAAAAGCUGGAGAACGGCAAACCGCUAGGCCUCUCUGACAACAACAACCACAUGAGCAUCAAAACAGAGCCUGUUGACUUCAAUGACUACAAGCUGAUGAUGGCCACACAUGGAUUUGGUGCUCACGGGCAUUUCAUGAACGGUGGUGUCAGGGGGGACAGUCCCAUGGGAGUUCACCACAAUUCGACAACCCAAAGCACACUGCAGCACUUAGGGAUGCCUGGGCUAGAGUCACAGCUCUUCGGCUACCCGGGUUCACUGGUAAACAACCUGAGUGAGGUGCAGAAAGUCCUACAGAUAGUAGACAACACUGUGUGCCGGCAGAAAAUGGACUGCAAGCCAGAAGAACUGUCAAGGCUCACGGCCUACAUGAAGGAACUUGGCUCGCAGGUGGAGGAGCAGAAACAGGGCCUGAUGUCGCCAGGCGGGCCUCAGGUCAGUCUUCCACUUGUCAAUCACAACGGCGCCACCAAAAGCAUCAUCGACUACACGCUAGAGAAGGUCAACGAAGCCAAAGCCUGUCUCCAGAGCCUGACCACUGACUCAAAGAGACAGAUUAGCAAUAUUAAACGGGAAAAAUCCAAUCACAUGUUGGAAGGUGGUGUGGAGGACAAGGCGACAGAGAACACCAUGUUCACACCAUACGCAUGUCAGUUUUGCAAAGAAACUUUCCCGGGGCCAAUCCCGCUCCAUCAACACGAGCGCUAUUUGUGCAAAAUGAAUGAGGAGAUCAAAGCUGUGCUCCAGCCCACUGAGAACCUGAUGUCCAACAAGCCAGGGAUAUUCAUGGAAAAGAACGCUCUUCUGACUUCCUCCAUCUUGACGGAGAAGGGAUUGGCGGGACCCCUUCACCCCUACAGGGACCACAUGUCUGUGCUGAAGGCUUAUUUUGCCAUGAAUAUGGAGCCCAACUCCGAGGAGCUGCUCAAGAUCUCUAUCGCAGUUGGCCUUCCUCAGGAAUUUGUGAAAGAAUGGUUUCAACAGCGUAAGAUGUUCCAAUACGGCAGCUCCAGAACUCCACCCCUGGAGCACAAGAACAGCAUGGAAAUGAUUGUUGGAACAAGUAACCACCACAGUCCCCCCAAAGACCACCUGGCAUCUCGGUCGCCCGUGUCGCUAAUGAAACCAGGCGACUGCAUCACGUCCCCGGCCGUGGCUGAGCUCCAUAACAACUGUGACAACUCCCUCAGACAUUUGAAAAACCACCAUUUUGGCAGCGCCAAAGCCGCGGGUGACAAGUUGGACCAUUCCCGCAGCAACACCCCGUCACCACUAAACCUUUCGUCCACAUCCUCAAAACAUUCGCACAGUAGUUCAUACACCCCCAACAGCCUGGCAUCUGAGGACCUGCAGGCCGAGCCGCUCGACCUUUCUCUUCCGCGACUCAUCAAUGAACCUAAGCAUGCACUGACCGUGAGGAGCCGACCCAAAGUAAACAGCGUUAAUGUCGAGCCUAGCAAUGUCCCCUCGCCACGCGAGCACUUCGAGGAGCCCCUCAACCUAGCCUACAUCAAGAAUGAAUUCUCUGCCUCUCCCAACAAUGGAAUCAUGGACAAAAGCACUAGCCCCCUUUUUGGCAUGAACCCCUUUGCCGCUAAACCGAUGUACACGUCACUUCCGCCUCAGAGCGCUUUUCCGCCAGCCACGUUCAUGCCGCCAAUGCAGGCCAGCAUUCCGGGACUCAGGCCCUACCCUGGCAUGGAUCAGAUGGGUUUCCUACCACAUAUGGCCUACACGUACGCAGCCGGUGCCGCUACCUUUGCCGAGAUGCAGCAGCGGAGAAAAUACCAGCGGAAACCAGGUUUCCAGGGCGACCUGCUGGACGCCACAGCCGACUACAUGUCAGGGCUGGACGACAUGACAGACCCCGACUCCUGUCUGUCGCGGAAGAAGAUUAAGAAGACUGAAAGUGGUAUGUACGCGUGUGACUUGUGCGACAAAACAUUCCAGAAGAGCAGUUCCCUUCUCAGACACAAAUAUGAACACACAGGCAAGCGGCCGCACCAGUGUCAGAUCUGCAAGAAGGCCUUCAAACACAAGCACCAUCUCAUCGAGCACUCGCGCCUGCACUCGGGCGAGAAGCCCUACCAGUGCGACAAGUGCGGCAAGCGCUUCUCCCACUCGGGCUCGUACUCGCAACACAUGAACCACCGCUACUCGUACUGCAAGCGCGAGGCGGAGGAGCGCGAGGCGGCCGAGAGGGAGGCCCGCGAGAAGGGCCACCUGGAGCCCACCGAGCUGCUGAUGAGCCGGGCCUACUUGCAGGGCAUCACACCUCAGGGCUACCCCGAGCUGGCGGAGCGAGACGCCAUCAUGCGGCACGAGGGCGUGAACGGCGGCAUGGCGGAGGGACGGAAGGAAGCGGAAGAAGCGUACGCCAAGAUGGAGGAGUUUGAGGAGGAGGAGAGCAAAAGCAUGGACACGGACCCGGACACGUUGAGGGACGAGGAGGACAACGGAGAGCACUCGAUGGACGACAGCUCGCUGGAUGGCAAAACGGAAACCAAAUCGGAUCACGAGGACACGACGGAGGACGCCAUGUAGUUUCGGACGUCUCCUCCAAGUCGGUGUUCUCAUUUGCUCGGUUUUUAAGACGUGACGUUUUUUUUUUUGGAACCGCACGUGCACGUGCCUGAAGCUUCCGGGAAGCUUCCACCCGCCCAAUCCAGGAGGCGGGCGGUGUCGAUGGGGGGGGGGGGGGUUGUGACAGAAGCUGCAUUAUGCAAACCGAACAAAGAAUAAUUUGGAAAAAAAAAAAAAAAAUGUACAGUCCUAUGGCCUAAACAUGUGUGGUGCUAACCUACCCUACCCCCCCUCCACCCACCCCAAUGACCGUGUUCCAUAGUAUUUAUAGCACAAACAGUGACUUGUACAAAUUGCACUCCGCUUCUAUAAUCAUGAAGGAAAACAAAAAAAAAAAAAAGAAAAAGUAUUGCCUAUGUAUAUAUUUAUAUGGUGUGGGAAACAAGGCAGUGGCGCCCCCCUCCCCCAGCCCCCCGCCCCCCCUCUUCGAAUCGUCGGUGUUAGUCGUCGCCCACCUUUUGGUUCAGCCACACUGUGUCAGGCCUCCGAUCACUAAGACUGUGAAGGACCUCGCUCAAAGGAGGGGAGGACCUCCCUAAGGGAAAAUUAGGGUCUGGACUUUGGAUGCUUUUCGGAGGAAGGGGGGGGGGGGG